AGAAGUAUGUAGUGAGGGAAACGACUGCUUUGUAACACCCAGGUAAACUUCUGAAACACCUUGAUGAAAACAAGCUACAUUAAAGGCCCCAAAACCACUUUCCUUGUGGUUUUCCUCUGAAUGUCCUUCACAUGAAAUGGGCCUGAGCCACUCUAAGUCUCACCCUAGGGUGACCAAAGUAGCACCUUUGCAGAACAAAGAGGAAGAAACUCCCUCGACUGGCCCUGUGGACUUUGCAUUCUAUCAGAAUCUGGAAGAAAAGAGUUCAUAUUCCUCAGCAAGACUGCAGGACCAGAAUAAAGCUUUGGAAGGGCAGCUGCCACCUCUACAAGAAACCCGGUAUGGAAGAUAUUCUGCAGCAUCCAGCCCCACAUAUUUUGACAUCCCACUGGAAAGGAGAGAAACAAGUAUUAUUAAAAGACAUCCACCCCGAAGACUUCAAAAGCUUGAACCCAUUGACUUGCCACAAGUAAUUACUUCUGAAAGGUUCCUGAGCCAGCGAGAAGCCAGGACAAGGCACAAAGCAAAGCAGGAGCUAGAAAAGAAAAUGCCAAUCCUAACAUAUACAUCUGGGAAAAGACAAUAUUUGCAUAAGAUGCAAAUGCUGGAAAUGAACCGUGAAAGACAAGAGGCCCAAAUGGAGUUGAAGAAAAGUCUUCACAGGGAAGCAAGAAUUCAUAAGCAAAACCUGAGGGACCAUAAUGCCAAGAAAAUCCUUCCAAGCAUCCCAAGGAAUGAUGACCAUGACCAUCUAACCAUAUUGCCUGAUGAAACCUUGAGCAAAGGUCCAGGCAAUUCACAGAACACAGACUUUUUGGAGCAUCAAGCAGUGAAUGACUACUGUUCCCGGAAAACUGGCAAAAUAGAAACAUGGCUCCAUGCAAAAGAGGCCUGGAGACAAUGUUUCUGGGACAGCUCUAGCUCUGACUCAGAUGAGUUAGGGAAAGAUGAAAAGAAACCGCGAGGACUGGUGAGGACCAGGACAGAGAGAACCCUGCUUUUCGAUGAGUUUUUUGAUGGAGAAUAAAAAUGCUAUUCACUAACC
Molecule: messenger RNA, 1045 nt
Organism: Carlito syrichta (Philippine tarsier)
Lineage: Eukaryota; Metazoa; Chordata; Mammalia; Primates; Tarsiidae
Gene: CCDC198
Product: chromosome unknown C14orf105 homolog
Exons: 6
Coding region: 137-1027 (296 amino acids)
Source: RefSeq, a predicted model, not a curated record